Messenger RNA from Mus pahari (shrew mouse), 608 nucleotides. RefSeq names its product prolactin-inducible protein homolog. The transcript is spliced from 4 exons. Gene Ontology annotation, cellular component: extracellular region. Gene Ontology annotation, molecular function: aspartic-type endopeptidase activity. Bases 23 to 478 code for a protein of 151 amino acids. Gene Ontology annotation, biological process: regulation of immune system process; proteolysis. The record is from RefSeq and is a predicted model, not a curated record. Lineage: Eukaryota; Metazoa; Chordata; Mammalia; Rodentia; Muridae.
CACAAGUGUCAACUCUUACAGCAUGGCUUCUCUUCAAAUUCUUUACCAGCCCCAAGCUGUUACACGCUUCCUGAUUCUGUGUUUAAUUCUGGAGAUUGCCUCUGGUCAGGAUAAUAGGAACAAUCUGCUUUCACUAAAUUUGAAAGUUUCUUCAAUGAACAAGGCAAAUGAAUUUGCAAUAACACUCACAGUUACAAAUAACGUGGAUAAAUGCAUGGUGGUGAAAAUCAGUAUUGAGGAUAAUCCAAAUAUCAAAUACCUUUCUGCUAAAGCAACUUACACUGCUUGCAUUUGUACUGUAAACAACUACUUCUGGGAUAUUCAAGUCUUUGCAAACACCGUUUUACAAGGCAAAGCAGAAGUUGUUCCAGCUAAGGAAAUAUGUCCUGAUGGUGAAAACUUAUUUCCAGUAACUUCUUAUAUUGAGAAGGUUACAGGUGAAAUCCUUGUAACACCACAAACUAGUUGUCCCCCAUAGAUCCAUGAUACCAAACCACCGGAGGGAAUACAUAAUCUUUUCUAUCAAUUUCUGUAGUAAAAAUAUGUUGCUGUAAAAUUACCUCUGAAAAAUAUCAGUGAGAUAAAUAAACUUCUACAUCUUCAAAGUG